Messenger RNA from Pezoporus flaviventris, 3845 nucleotides. RefSeq names its product lysophosphatidylcholine acyltransferase 1 (gene LPCAT1). The record is from RefSeq and is a predicted model, not a curated record. The transcript is spliced from 14 exons. Gene Ontology annotation, molecular function: calcium ion binding. NCBI's taxonomy places the organism in Eukaryota, Metazoa, Chordata, Aves, Psittaciformes, Psittacidae. Bases 228 to 1811 code for a protein of 527 amino acids.
CCGACGCGGAAACCGGGGCCCAUCCGCGCCGCUGUAGCCGGCGCGCAGCGCGCAUGCGCGGAGCACCCAGGAGGGCGGGGGCCGGUGUCUAGUGGUGAGUGAGCUGGCUGCUGGUGCUCGUCUGCCUCCUUCCCUCCCUGCUGCCGCUACUCGGGGACUAGCGGUCGCUGUGCAGCGUCCGCUCCCUCUCCCGUCUUGGGUCGCGCCGCGCCUAGUCCUGCCCCGCCAUGAAGUUGAGCAGCCGCGGCCGGGGAUGCUGCGUGGCCGGCAGCCGGGAGCGUGGGCCGCCGCCGCGGAGCCCCUUCGUGCACCAGCUGCGCCUCAGCCCCCUGGAUAAAGCCAAGAUUGCCUUCAUGACCCUGACUCUGUUUCCUAUCCGACUCUUUUUUGCUGCUUUUAUGAUGUUGCUGGCCUGGCCUUUUGCAUUCAUUGCUUCAAUGGGACCUGAUGAGCAAGUGCUUGAAAAGCCCCUCUCCUGGUGGCGAAAGGUAGUGGAUAUUUUGCUGAAAGCAAUCAUGAGAAUGAUGUGGCUUGCUGGUGGAUUCCACUGGAUAAGUGUAAAAGGCAGACGGGCAUUGCCAGGAGAAGCAGCAAUAUUAACUGUGGCUCCCCAUUCUUCCUACUUUGAUGCCAUUCCAGUAACUAUGACCUUCGCCUCCAUUGUGAUGAAAGCAGAAAGUAAAGAUAUUCCUGUUUGGGGAACUCUAAUCAGAUACAUCCGACCAGUGUUUGUAUCUCGGUCAGACCAGGAUUCUCGCAGGAAAACUGUUGAAGAAAUAAAGAGGCGUGCUCAGUCUGGUGGUAAAUGGCCACAGAUAAUGAUAUUCCCAGAGGGCACUUGCACAAACCGAUCCUGUCUAAUUACAUUCAAGCCUGGAGCGUUCAUUCCUGGAGUUCCGGUACAGCCAGUGGUUUUACGUUAUCCAAACAAACUGGAUACAAUCACAUGGACAUGGCAAGGGCCGGGAGCGUUAGAAAUUCUGUGGCUCACUUUGUGUCAGUUGCACAAUUCUGUGGAAAUUGAGUUUCUGCCUGUGUAUAUUCCUUCAGAAGAAGAAAGAAAAAAUCCAGUGUUGUAUGCCAAUAACGUCAGACGUGUAAUGGCAGAGGCGUUGGGAGUUUCAGUGACAGACUAUACAUUUGAAGACUGUCAGUUAGCUUUGGCUGAAGGACAACUUCGUCUGCCUUCGGACACGUGUCUUUUAGAAUUUGCAAAACUUGUAAGAAGCCUUGGGCUGAAGCCAGAAACACUUGAAGAUGAUCUUGAUAAAUAUGCUGCAAGUGCCAUGAAAAUGAAAAAAGAAAAGAUUGAUCUUAAAGAAUUUUCAGCAUACUUGGAAUUUCCAGUUUCACAGACACUAGAAAGUAUGUUUGCACUUUUUGAUGAGAAUGAAGAAGGCAUAAUUGACAUUCGGGAAUUUGUUAUUGCUCUGUCAGUUGUCUGCAAGCCAUCCAAAACUCUGGAAACAAUUCAGUUGGCAUUUCAGAUGUACCAGUCAGAAAAUGGAACUAUAACAGAAGAGGAUUUAGCCUAUAUUCUGAAGACUGCCAUGGGUGUGUCACAGAUUAAUGUUACGCAUCUUUUUAAAGCUGUAGAUGAAGAAGAAAAGGGAAAGAUUACUUAUGAUGACUUCUACAGAUUUGCUGAAUUGCACCCACACUUUGCAGAAGACUAUCUCUAUGCUGAUCAGAUGGGAGCUGAGAGUGGCUUGGAGACUUCAUCUCUUUCUGUUCCUAAUGGUAUCUGUACUGACUUCAGCCCUGAUAGCACUGAAGAUAGAAACAAGCCCCUGCAGAAGAAACUGAAUUAACACUACAGCUGUUCCCUUCCUCUCCUGGUGAGAGGAUUGUCUUUUCUUGGGAUUUUCAUAAGUCACUCCAGCUAUACAGCAAAUACCAGUUUUGUGUGUGAAAGUUCUUUAAUACCGUUCUUUGAUCAUAUGUGCUAUAUUUAACAACAUGUUCCAGGUUAUUUUGGGGAAGGUGUUUUUAUUUUUUUUUCCCAAAAAGGUCUUUGAAAGGCAAAAAUGUGAAUGUGCUUCAUUAUUAAUGUUCAUAUUUAAAAGGAAGCGGCACACUUAUUUAUAUUCCAUUGGCUAGUUUCAUGUACCAGGUGUCGCAGAGACUGUGCAUGUGUAAAGAAACUGUAGCUACUAUGGUGUUAAGUGCACUUUGGUGAUUAGUGUUUUCCCUAGUUAUGGGGAUGUUUAUCUGGGGCCAAACUUUGCUGUCCAUCUUUGCAUAGUCGGUCUUGUUGAUUUCAGUGGGAUUAUUCUCUUGAGCAAGGCAAGCAUAUUUUGGCCCUUUGUUUUGGUUCCAGUGAACAGUUUGGAAACAAUAAUGCAAAAACUUGCUAAGGAUUACUUUUAAUUUUUAUUGUUGAAUGACAAAAUUGUUUCUUUUUCAGUCUCUUCCACGGUAGGAUGAAAAGGAAAGGUUCCUUAUCCCACACCCCAACGCUUUUCUACUGUCAUCUUCCAUAUGCAAUUAAAUGUGAAUGUUUUCCAAACUGACAUGCCACAUACUGUUGGCAAAUACAUGACAAAACUGUUUGUGCUUUUCUCUUCUAAUCGGUUCCAGUCAUGCCCACCCAGCGUUUAAAUGGGAGGCAUUUACACAAUUGUAGUUACUCUCGAUUUAUCAGGAAUCGCAGGUUUCUUUUGUGGCAAGCCUGUAUACACAGAUAACUUGGCAUGGAAUGCAUUAUGGAAGCUUUGCUGUAUCAGCCCAAAUUUCAAAAGGUUGCAGUUACUUCAAAGGCAAAGCCAGCAACAAGUUUUAGAACAUUCUUAAGAAAUGCUAGUUAAAUCUCUAUAGAAACCUUCAUAUAUGUUAUAUGCAGUAUAUGAGCUUAAAAUGGUUUAGAACUGGUUAAACAAAAGUAAACGACAACAAAAACUAAACCCACUUAUAUUAGUAAUGUUUCUUAUCUUUCCUUCUGUAAAGCCAGAUGCCUUAAUUACCAACGGAGGUCUCAGAGAAAAAUUCAGAUUAUUAUAAAACCACAGAGCUUCGCUGAUUGGGAAAUGUGACAAAAGCCUCAAGGAGUGGGAAGGACUCUGUCACAGAAAUAACUCUUGAUGGCGACUCUACUUCCAAACAAACCAAAAAUACUUUCAGAUCAUUUCUCUGACUAAUUUUGUAGGGCUGCGCUAAAAUAUGAUGGCUUUGUGACUGGAAAACUGUUGAGAUUUGAAUCUUCCACGUUAGAGUCAUACAGAUUUGGAAGGGAGGAAUUUUAGCAGAAGGAAAUCUGUUUGUACCAAAUGCUUUUAUUACUAUUAUUUUUUACAUAGCAGGAGCUGUUUUAAAGCUCAUUAGGGUAUUGGAAUGUGUCCUUAGACAUUCCUAACUGUAUGUGGCAAGUCUCCAAACUGAAACUGGCUUUAAUAGAAAGGGUAUGAGGGAAAAAAACAUAGGAAAUUAUGCAUUCUCUGGGGUCUGUGGGUUCUCAUUUGGAGGUGAUAGUUUUUGAUUUAUCCAGGUAACACAUGCUGAGCUGACAGGGCUGCAGCAGACUGACAGACAAAAUUUGAGUUAAAACUGAUCAUGAGAAAUAGGAUAAGUGGCUUGGAAAAAUAAGGCAUAUAAGGAACUACACUUAGGUAGGAAUAGUCAACUGCACAAGCAGAGGAGGGAGUGGGUAUUACUGCAUAAAACAUCUUGGGGCAGGGAUGGUAUAGAGUAUGACAAACUGGGCACUGUUAGCUCAUGUUAACAUGUGAGAAGUGUGGUGGUAUUUCUGUUUUCAAGUUGUGGUAAGGCCUCAGAUGAAGUACCUGUCCAUGUUGGGGCACCUGAGAGAGAUGGGGAGUGGCUGGAUAGAUUCUGGAGGACAUAAAGUA